CUCAAAAACACGUUUAUUUUUGUGCUCUGUUCAUCAGUACCUUUUCUUCCGUGGUACUAGCUUUGGAGCCGGUGUGCCCAGUAUGCUCAAAGUAUGAUUACGAAGAGAAACUUCUGGAGAGAAUGAUACGAAUGGAGUUCACAGUGGACAAAAUUGUGAAUGAAAACAAAGCCGCCGUCAGCGAUCAAAUUAAUGAAGGAUUGGACAUUGUCAGGAGGGAAAACGCUCAACUAAGGGAGUUGAUAAGUGAGAUGUCAACUAAUCAUACCGAUUAUGAAAGGCAACAGUCCAACAAGGUCGAGGAGUUUCUAAGCAGCGCUCGUGCGUCCCUGGAUGAAGCGCUUCAGCUAACCAAAGGCCAGUUCAGUGAUAGCGGUCAUAGUUGCAAGGAAACACCGUUUGUGCUUUUCCACGCUAGUAAUCCGAAAGACCAAAGUCCCGCCACAGGAGACACAAUCGUGUUCUCGGACAUUCAAACGAACGAAGGAUUGGGGUACGAUGACGUCACCGGGAAGUUUACCGCGCCUGUGUCUGGUCUCUACAUGUUCUUCAUACAUGUCUGCGUUUAUAACAAUGUCUAUGUUAACUUACAACUAGUGAAGGAAGCUAACGUGCUGAUUGGUAGUAGUUACUAUCAUACUACAGGGAGUCCGUGUUCCAGUGCCCAGGUUUUCACGCGGCUUGUAGAGAGUGAGAGCGUCUGGGUGUCUUGUGUGUCAGGACGGGACACACCCAGCUGUAUCAACAUAGUUAUCGCUGGACCAGUUUCGGGGGAGCUCUGGUUCAUAUAUAUUUACAUGGGGACCUACAAGUGGGCACACGUGCCCCCCUUGCGUUGUUGUGUGUAAAUAUAUUCAUGUUGACCUGAAAGUGAUUUUGUGCUGUUAGACUCGGUUUGCAGCAUGUCUGACCUGAACGAACCUCAGUCGCUUGAGCUUCAAAUAGCAUAUAGACUACCCAAAACAUCCACUUCGGAGAUAUCUUGAAUAUGUACUAUAAAUGGAGUGUUUAGUUUUAUCCUGGCGCAGCCCUGCGGCUGUCAGUGAAUUGUUUAUAAAAACAGAAGAAAAAACUAUUGUUAGUAUUUGAUCGUAUUUCUAAAUUAAAGCUUUUCUGCUGGCAGGAAUUCCUCAAGAUGUAUUUCAUUCACAUUAUAUAGUACUGAAUUAAAUUUCGGCAGUCGUUUUUCGUCAAAUCAUGAAGUUUUAACAUGCAUGAUAUCAAAUGCAGUAUUACUUUUUCCCAAUUAUUAUUCUGUUUGCCCCCUUUAAUACCUGGUUAAAAUGUUGUGCAUGCGUUUGUUCAUUGUUGGAUAACGCCUCCCACAAUUUUUAUUGAAUUUUCGGGGAAUUGUUUGUAACGAAAGGGAGUUUAAGUUGAAGUUUGGAUCGCAUUGGCUUUUCACGGAGUCAUGAUGAAAAUGUUUGUUAUGAAGGGCAAAUCCUCACAUUCAAAUACAUAUCCUAUCCAUUGUAGUUUCCAAUCAAUUACGCAUUGACCUCCCCUUACAAGUAGAGGAAGAAUAGAAAAGAGAAAUAAUACUGUUCUUAAAUAAUGCAGUUUCUCUGAAGUAUUGCCCUAGACUGUAUUAUGCUACAUGGGAAUAAUUACGUGUAGCUUUAAUUGGGAAGAAAUGCGAACAC
Mya arenaria is the source of this 1643-nucleotide messenger RNA. RefSeq lists its product as uncharacterized. NCBI's taxonomy places the organism in Eukaryota, Metazoa, Mollusca, Bivalvia, Myida, Myidae. The transcript has 2 exons. The coding region runs from base 123 to 848 and encodes 241 amino acids. Gene Ontology annotation, molecular function: protein binding. The record is from RefSeq and is a predicted model, not a curated record.